Molecule: messenger RNA, 1508 nt
Organism: Filobasidium floriforme
Lineage: Eukaryota; Fungi; Basidiomycota; Tremellomycetes; Filobasidiales; Filobasidiaceae
Exons: 9
Coding region: 101-1327 (408 amino acids)
Source: RefSeq, a predicted model, not a curated record
CAGAUGGGACGAACAGCGGGAGUCUCAUACCGGUAUCGUGCGACGCCUGGAUAUACCAACUAGGCCGUUUGAAGAGGGACCAGAGAUCAACGAUCCGUCUAUGGCGAUACAAGGGUCUACACCGAUUAAGGCGUUGGAUGUCAAUUCGGCUUGUCUUCAGACACUGCCUGUCAUCGAUUCUGGUGACCGGUCCGUUGAUGGUCGCCCAUACGGCGAGGUUCAGACUUCAGGCGUGCCAUCGGUGUUGGCGAGUAAAAUUGUCGACACAAAGCCAGCCGCACCCCCAAUGAUCGUUCUGCCCGCUGCUGUAGCACAUGAUCCGACACGACCGCUACCGCACUCGGCUCAGACGGAACACACUCCGAAGGGGACAUCAAUCUCGCCAUCUCCUCUUGGAAACUCGGAGAGCAAAGCUAAUGAACUCAGUGUAGUGGAGGCAGACCGCAUGGACCCCCCUGGGAUGAUCGAGUACAACAAGCGCCCUGCAGAAGCGAUCAUAACGCAACACCGAAAGAGUGCCUCGAGCUCAGCAGCUAAGAGGGUCAUGGAUUGGUUUAGACGGAAAGGCUCUGCCCGUGCAGUUCAUACGAACCACUCAGCCCACUCAGGCAUAUCCAGGUCGUCCUACGCUUCGAACAGCCCGCACGACGACGGUCUCCUUUCGCCGGGUGUAAUGGUACCUUCUGCUGCGUCUUUACGUGUCGAGGCGGGCCACACCCUGCCCCAUUCGCGGGAACGCUUCUUGAUUCCAGAAGGGGUGGCGAAAUCCUCGACUACAAGUCUACUUUCACCUGCUUCAGUGGUAUCUGCAAAUCCAGAGAGGCACUCGGUACAGCCUACGGAGGGCCAGGGUGCAUUCGCGGCCUUGCAAGAAGGCAUGCUACGCUACCACACUGGAGUAGUCGAUCAAGCCACUCUGACGACAUUGGAUCCCGCAACGAUCAUGGACAACGUUUACAAGGCUCUUCUUGACAUGGGGAUCGACGCAAAGAAAGACGGCGAUGCCAAGCUACGUUGCGUGCGUUUAAAAACCAAUUUGGAGAUUUCUAGCAAGACUGGCCCUUUAGAUCAGGGCAAUCGAACCCAAAUGCUGGGACCCACAGUUGGAAGAAGCGAUGAACGUAUUCCCGUACAGCCAACAGGCUUACGGACUUUGUUGGCAAGGAGGGCUAGUUCUCAUCAAGCCCAACAAGGAGCCACCGGUCUACUUUCGGUCGACGUCAAACGGCUUCGCGGGAAUGUCUGGACAUACAAGCUGGUGCAUGACACCUUGAUUGAGCGCUGCGGACUUGCCGACCAAUAUCGAACGUCUCGAAGUGCAUCUUAAUCAUCUGUUUGUUUUGCGAGAAUGACGUGUUCCCUCUGGGUCUCUGUAUAAUCAUGUUUGGCAGCAACUGGAUGUAGAUGCAUCUUGAUCACGGCGAGGGAAUCCGUUGAUGAGGCCGAACUCAAGCGAACGUCUAAAAACAGCGCUGCAGCAGUUUCGAUACUUGAGGCACUGCGAAUCU